Lycium ferocissimum is the source of this 1467-nucleotide messenger RNA. RefSeq lists its product as uncharacterized. NCBI's taxonomy places the organism in Eukaryota, Viridiplantae, Streptophyta, Magnoliopsida, Solanales, Solanaceae. The transcript has 2 exons. Bases 1 to 1467 code for a protein of 488 amino acids. The record is from RefSeq and is a predicted model, not a curated record.
AUGGCAAAGAGAUUUGAAUCGUUCAACACUGACAUGGGAUUGGCGCAAGCACAAAAUGAUGAUAGCGAAAAGAAUGUGGUUCGAAGAAGCAUUUUGGUCAAUUUAGGAAAUACCUUCAGCCUUCUUCCUAACACAAUUUCAGCCUCCAGCUCAACCCAAAACAUUUCUCUCACUAUUUCUCCUGACCCAGCUCAUGCCUAUAUAAUUUCUCCACAAAUACCACCAAGAUACUCUAUUAAACCAAAGGCUUUGCAAGUCACAUUGAGGCCUAAUGUCCAACCGCCUGCACUUGAAGCCCCCUUUACAAAAAGCCAACAAUAUCAACUGGCGGUAUGCCCAUACAAGAGAUCGAGAAGUGGAACAAAUGCAAUUAAUUGGGAUGACUCGGAUAGAGAGCUUCACAAUUUAAGGAGAAUUGCUGAAGAAGAGAUGCGUGCAAGAAAUAUUCAGAGUUUAAGAUAUGAAAGCUUGUGCAUGCUUCCAAAUGUUGAAUUUCCACCAGGAUUCAAAGUACCAAAAUUCAACACCUUCAAUGGCAGAGGAAAUCCCAUUACGCACUUGAAGGACUAUUGUAGCAGAUUAAUGGGAAUUGGACAAAAUGAAGCCCUACGAAUGAAAUUGUUCAUUCAGAGCCUAUCUGGGUUAGCAUUAGAUUGGUAUACAGAACAAGACUUUCGCAAAUGGUACACAUGGGAGGACAUGGCCCGCGACUUUGUAGAACAAUUCAAGUUUAACAUCGGGGUUAGUCCAAAUCUUUAUGAUAUGCGUGAGAUAGAAAGAAUGCCACACGAGUCUUUCCAGGAAUACGCCAUCCGAUGGAGAUUGGAAGCUUCAAAAAUACGCCCUCCAUUGCCCGAGAAUGAUUGGAAAGCAAGUAGAAGCGGGCAUUCGAGCAGGAAAAUUGUUGACACUUCAUCGGUACAAGCAACUUUUCAAGUUGAGACAUUCGACAACUUGCAAGACAAAAAGAAAGAAACCGACUCGGUAUCGGUCUACAUAUCACCCGCAAUCACGACGAACCAACAAGUGUCGCGUGAUCAUAUAUCUUUUCACCAACAAGGCUUUCAAUAUCAACCCGAUCAAACACAGUCUAGCUUACGACAGUCGGAGCAUGUAAAAUUUCGCACUUUUACUCCUCUUGAAGAGUCAUUAACCAGCAUAUUUGAGAGAAUGAAAGCCGAGGAACUCCUGAAGCCAAAGAAAGGAUGGAUCCCUAAAAGCCUACCGCCAGAUUUUGAUUGGUCCAAGAGUUGUGCUUACCACUCUAAUAUUCCAGGUCAUGACACAGAGCAUUGCCCAGCACUUAAGCAUAAGAUCCAGAACAUGAUUGAAAAGAAUAAGAUAAGAGUGCAACAAAAUAAAUUGUGCGACAAUGGUGGCCCUCCAAUUGCAAAUGCAAUUAUUGUUACCGGUGAUCCAUCUAGAUUGGCACCGAGACAUUUGAAAAGGAAGCGUGGAACUAAGUAG